Aspergillus bombycis is the source of this 618-nucleotide messenger RNA. RefSeq lists its product as uncharacterized. Lineage: Eukaryota; Fungi; Ascomycota; Eurotiomycetes; Eurotiales; Aspergillaceae. The transcript is spliced from 2 exons. The record is from RefSeq and is a predicted model, not a curated record. Gene Ontology annotation, molecular function: transmembrane transporter activity. The coding region runs from base 1 to 618 and encodes 205 amino acids. Gene Ontology annotation, biological process: transmembrane transport.
AUGGCCCCCACCAAGACUGCUGAGGAGGCGAUAUCCUCUCCGGCGGAGGGGGAUGAAGUGCUAAAUCCAAACGAAGUGUUUUGGGAUGGCGGCCAAGAUCCAUCCAAUCCCAGAAAUUGGAGCGCUGUGCGCCGAUGGUGCCACAUUGUUGUCGUCUCGCUAUUGACCUUCGUCACAUCGAUGGGCUCGUCGAUGCUGGCUCCUGCAGUACCAGAUGUGAUGAGAGCGCUUCACUCCGACAAUGCUGAGCUGCAAUCCUUUGUCGUAUCUAUAUAUGUCAUUGGCUUUGCCGUCGGCCCACUGGUGGUAGCGCCGCUGUCCGAGCUGUUCGGCCGCGCAAUCGUUUACCAUGUGUCGAACGUGGUGUUCCUCGGGGCGACCAUCGGGUGCGCUCUCAGCACCAAUGUAGGCAUGUUCCUUGCCUUUCGGUUACUCUGUGGCUGUGCUGGAGCCGCGCCUUUGGCUCUUGGGGGAGGUUCUAUCAGUGACAUUAUGGAACCGGAACGAAUGGGCACUGCGAUGGCUGUCUGGGGCUUGGGAUCAUUGGCACCACCGGUAGGGGAUCUCCCACGAAUAUCCUUUGGCGAGAUGCUCCCCGAUAAGACUGACCGUGGAUGA